GAGAGAGAGAGAGAGAGAGGGAGACAGAGAGAGAGAGAGAGAGGGGAGUGAGGGAGCAUGAGUUAGAAGGGACCGGGGUGGGUGAGUGCUGCGAAAUCCGUUAACAGGGGAGCACUGUGUGUUUGUGAGACAUCUUGGCGCUGUGCCCAACUUGGCUCAUUGUAAUCGAGGCAUGAUCAGCGACUCUGGGCAGCUCCUCUCCGGCGCCGCGGCUGCCUAGCGCCUGGACCCUGCCCAGCUCCCACCGCUGACAUGGAAAGACCUACCCCCAGCGACGUGAUGCUCAAGCGGGACCAUGAGCGAGACACGGACCUGGAUAAGAAGAUCGAGGCCCUCCGCAGGAAGAACGCAGUUCUCAUGAGGAGGUACCAGGAGGUGGAGGAAGACAAGAAGAUGGCGGAGGAGGACGUCGUGAGCCCGCCGGGCCGCAAGGGCAAGGCCGACGACCUCAGCAUCACCAUCAGCAAGUCCGCCAGUGAGAGUCGCGUGGUGGUGGCCAAGCGGUGUGCGGUGGGGGGGCAGCCGGGAGCGGGGCCCAGCCGGGCCGGGGAGGGGUCCCUACCGGGCUGCGGGCGGGGCCGCAAGAAGCAGCUCACGGUCACCAUGGCUGGGAAGAAGGGGAAGAGGGUGGUGAGCGAGAGGGCGGAGCCAGGACUGCCAGGGGACGGAGUGAGGGGGCCCGACGAGGACCGACCGGCCCAGGGCGGCGACACGGCAGGCGGAGCCAAACACGUGCACCACGCCUCAUCAAAGAGGGGCCCCGCUGCCAUGCAGGAGUGCGAGGUCGCGCCGCCGUGCACGGACCUCACCGUGCCAACCUCCCCAGAGGAGCUGCAGGACUACUUGUGCUGGAAGCGCGACCGGGAGCGCAUCGACCGGGAGCGCGUGGCGCGCCACAAGAACGCCAAGGGCCAGUGGAGGCGGGCGUGGGACGCGGACAAAUCGGAGAGCAUGUUUUCUGACAAGUGUCUUCCUGAGAAGGAGCGCGGUCCAACCAGCAGAGGUGGGAGGAACGCACGGAGAGCCCAUCCCAGGACACAACUCCAGGAGUCACAGGGCCCCGUGAGGGACAAAGUCAAAGACAAGGGCCCCAAAGGCGUUCCGGGGGUGAGCAGCAAAGCCCAGGGCGUGGACCGCCUGACAGGGCGGGCCCGGAGAUGGGAUGCCGACGAGGCAGGGGAGCCAGCGCAGUCCACCGACACGAGCUUGGAAGAACUCCUGGAAGAACUCGAUGCCUCGAGCGAGCCCGAAGAUAAAGAGGAGGACGACGCCAAUGAUCAGGGUGGAGAGCGCAAAGACAGGGACCCCCCAAAGGGGAAGACGGUCCCCGGCCCAGAGGUGAUCCCCUCCGGGGUGGUCGUGGGCGGUCCGGACUCUGAGGGGCCGGGGCGGAGCGGUGGGUCCCCCGCGGCUGGGGGUGGGCGGCCCCGGAUGAAGAACGGGGCGGUCUCCUGCCCCAGAGGACCGGAGAAGAGGGUCCGCUUCUCCGAGGAGCUCAUCAAGGGGGCGGAGCGCCCCACAGCCUCCAAGGGGCCCGCCCUCCAGGUGGGGAAGGCUUCAUCUUCCGGCAGAAGAACCCACCGGGAGUCUGCCGAUCCCCAGGGGGUGGUUCAGAGUCCUGCUCCGGGACCCACCGACGGAGCGCAGCCUGUUGUCCCGCAGCCUGUUGUCCCGCAGCCUGUUGUCCCGCAGCCUGUUGUCCCGCAGCCUGUUGUCCCGCAGCCUGUUGUCCCGCAGCCUGUUGUCCCGCAGCAGGUCCCCUCCCUGAAGGAACUUGGAGAACAGAGCAGCGACGCCGCCCCUGAGCAGUGUGGGGGGUGUCGUCCGGAGAGCCCAGAGGGACCCACCCAACACGCCAAGUGCAAUAUCAGCAACAGGAACACAGAGGAGCGCAUAGAAGGUCUCUCCGUGCUGAGCUUGGAGUCGAGGGACACGUGUUCAAAAGCCGCCACCAACACUGACAAGGCAAGAGAGAACGGGAAAAUUGUCUGAGGCGAUUUCUGAAAUAAAAAAACUGCAACCAAAACACAGUGUUGACAUCGAAGACUUACCCAGCUGGAGUUUAAAACUUUUACUUCCUGUUUGCCUUUUAUUUAUCUUUUCUAUUGCUUUGUGAAGUUGCCAUUGUGCUGGGCUGUGUGUGUGUGUCCCAAUCGUUGCGUGAGCACAGCAUUGUUGGCAAUCUCACACGUUUGCUACAGUACCCUUAUUAAUAACUUCAACAAAAUGCCAAGUGGCCAUUGAUCAGCAAGUUAAGACAAAGGUCACCUUGCAAUACUAUAGGGGUCAAGGUUAAAAUAGGCUCCCAUCACUAAUAUCCUGGAUGGUGAUGAUAGGUAAACACAUGGGAGCCUAUGUUAUGAGGCCCUGCCACUCGGAGCUAAACAUCUUAAUUUGAACAAAGGAACGGAAGAGCGUUUACUGGAAAGAAAUCUUCCCCUCGUUUUGCUUCCAAGCACUUUAAUGACGAGUAUUGUCAUAAUAUACACUGUGUUCGAAUGCUGUUUACUUGCAAGAUUUAUGAAUGUGUCUUUUGUUUACAUUUUAAGGAGUUUUUUUUGGUGGGGGUUUCUGCACCACUUCUUGGUGGGAUGUUCAGUGGUAUUUUGUAUAAAUACGAAAGUAUUCAUAGGUUAAGAUCUGCACAUCUACACAAUAUCCAAGUUGCACACAUUUAACACUGUAGAAUCCAGAUUUUUUUUUUCCAACAUCGUUUUUUAAGGAACAACAUGAAGUCUUUCAAAGUCCUUCGGUGACUUUAACCAAGACCUGACUUGGUAAUUCACUCAUGAAGGGUGAAUUACCUUUCUGUAUAUCUAUACAAGUUUUCUAACAAGGAUUUUAAAUGUUAAUAUUACGUUUGAAUCGUCUUUUGUAUUGUGUUACUACAAAGCUAAGCAGCCUUGCAAGACAACUCGCAACGGCUCAACUUGUCCAAUCGGGGCGCAUGGUUGUUGCCAAUCAACGUCAGUGUUUAGAGGUCACUAGCAGAAGCUUAUAGCCUAAAGUAGCAACCUUCCAUAUAAUACUGCUUAACUUCCCUGAACAACACCAAUAUUUUGCACUAGUGUACUUCUCAGUACAUCAUGACUUGGCAUCAGCAGCUUCAAAAGGCCUCCUUUGAUCAAUCAUGAGGACUAUCCCUCUAGUAAGGGCAAUGGAAACUUGAUACAAUAAUAAUAUUUUAAUGUAAGGGUAGGCACUUUUUAUUCAUAUCUGUUGAGAUUCUCUUUACAUCCGGAAAGCAAUCAAUAAAUCAAAUGCUGUGACGAAAAAAUACGAAAAUCUUCAAAAAGAAGCCUGUCCAAUCAUUUUAUUCGGCCCGAAUGAAAUGAUUGGAUGGCAUACCCAUCAAUCUACCUACUAGCCAGCAACCUGCACACAAUCUGCCCGCCCACCCAUUGCGCAUAACCAGAGUUGUCCACGAGGCUUUUGAGAGAGGGCUUGAGGAGUGGGAUUUUUCUCGUUUGACGCUUUCAAAUUCAAGCUUACUCUGGCUGCUCUCUCAAAACUGCCUACCCCACCAUUAACACUAAAUAGUACUCUCACGAUAACCUUUAAACAUGAUGGGUGUAAAAGCCAGAUCGAGUCUCAGUGUUUGAAGAAAGCCUUGCUCUGCUUCUAAGUUGAAUUCUAAUGUGUUCACGUGUCGCAGAGUGGGGUUGAUAGUGAUUCAUUUGCACAGCACAUGCUAAUUGCUUUCGUAUUGCGGGCUCGAAAGGGGUCUCGCUUUUCUGCCUUAAUUUACAUAGACUAAAGACAUGAAACAUUUCAAGGCUAAUGAGAGCCACCACAUGAACUGAACAAGCGGAAUUGGUUAGUGUUUUUUAUAUUGGGCCCCAAACGCGUUGGUUGUCUUUUGUAAUCGUUAGUGAUAACUAUUGCGUUUUAAGCCAUUGUUGUUCUUAUAGAUUGAAUGUGCCUUACAUAUAAGUUUCUCCAAAUGAGGAAGAGGAAAAACGUUAUGGUAACACCAUACAGUAAUCUGUACUAGCAUAGUGACAGUGCACUAUUGUUAUUUCUGAUUGUAUUUAAUGGCCUUUUCAUAUGGAAACCUGAAUGUUAGAAACUAGGAUUCUGCAAACAGUUUUAACAAUGUUACAUGUUGUGUUUCGAUUCUGUAAAGAUUUAUUUAUUAUCAUGUAAUAUACAUUUUUUACCAUAGCACUUGACAAUAAUGAAUACAAUUCACGUCACUUUAGUGAUAACAUAGUAUAGUUUAUGUCACUGUUUACCAGAUCAAUAAUAUGCUCUUAGAUACAGCAAGGGUCUAUAAUCGACAGCCUUUUGAAUAUGUAGUGUGCAAAGCAGCGGUCAGAGUCAUUCCAUUUCUCCGUAGAGAAGUAUGGUAUUUGAAGGGUUGCAUGAUCAAGUAUGUGAACUGGGUGUACUGCUGUGAGUACUGUCAACGUUUAGGUUCAGGUAACGUUCUUUAACACAUGGAACACAGACUAUUGCACUGUGUAAUACAUGCUGAUGUCCAACAUUUUCUGAAGUCCUUUUGGAUAUCUUUAGUGAAGGCCAUCUAGAAUGUGAUUAAUCAGUUUGUCGACAAUGCAAGGAUCAGUUCUCUCAUAAAUGAUUCAUUCAUGAGAUGGGUCGGUACUGCGAAGCCCAGUUUAGGGUUGUAGGUGAUUGUUUAAGAAGGUUUUGCUUCA
Molecule: messenger RNA, 4658 nt
Organism: Gadus chalcogrammus (walleye pollock)
Lineage: Eukaryota; Metazoa; Chordata; Actinopteri; Gadiformes; Gadidae
Product: coiled-coil domain-containing protein 9B
Exons: 14
Coding region: 253-1992 (579 amino acids)
Source: RefSeq, a predicted model, not a curated record